AUGUUCCUUCAGGUCCGGUCUCUGCAGCUCGAGACCUUUAUCGACCUGCUCCCAAACCACGUCUCAGCUGCUCGGUCUCGUCUGGUUCCACAUUCUUCAUUCCUCAGACCUCGGGAAGAGCCUCAGACCUCGGGAAGAGCCUCAGACCUCGGGAAGAGCCUCAGACCUCGGGAAGAGCCACAGGCCAAAGGGAGCGGCCGAAUGUUUCACAACCUCUGGAUACCGCGCUCUGUCACACGCGCAUCUGUCCUCCUCCCCUGCUGCUUAAUGUUUCACAAUCUGGCAACCAACUCACGCUCCCCCUCCCCGCACGGAGCGUUCUCCCCCUCCCCGCACGGAGCUUUCUCCCCCUCCCCGCACGGAGCGUUCUCCCCCUCCCCGCACGGAGCGUUCUCCCCCUCCCCGCACGGAGCGUUCUCCCCCUCCCCGCACGGAGCGUUCUCCCCCUCCCCGCACGGAGCGUUCUCCCCCUCCCCGCACGGAGCUUUCUCCCCCUCCCCGCACGGAGCGUUCUCCCCCUCCCCGCACGGAGCUUUCUCCCCCUCCCCGCACGGAGCUUUCUCCCCCUCCCCGCACGGAGCUUUCUCCCCCUCCCCGCACGGAGCUUUCUCCCCCUCCCCGCACGGAGCUUUCUCCCCCUCCCCGCACGGAGCGUUCUCCCCCUCCCCGCACGGAGCUUUCUCCCCCUCCCCGCACGGAGCUUUCUCCCCCUCCCCGCACGGAGCUUUCUCCCCCUCCCCGCACGGAGCUUUCUCCCCCUCCCCGCACGGAGCGUUCUCCCCCUCCCCGCACGGAGCUUUCUCCCCCUCCCCGCACGGAGCGUUCUCCCCCUCCCCGCACGGAGCUUUCUCCCCCUCCCCGCACGGAGCUUUCUCCCCCUCCCCGCACGGAGCGUUCUCCCCCUCCCCGCACGGAGCUUUCUCCCCCUCCCCGCACGGAGCUUUCUCCCCCUCCCCGCACGGAGCUUUCUCCCCCUCCCCGCACGGAGCUUUCUCCCCCUCCCCGCACGGAGCUUUCUCCCCCUCCCCGCACGGAGCUUUCUCCCCCUCCCCGCACGGAGCUUUCUCCCCCUCCCCGCACGGAGCUCCCACCUCAGUCCCACCUCAGUCCCACCUCAGUCCCACCCCUCAGUCCCACCCCUCAGUCCCACCCCUCAGUCCCACCCCUCAGUCCCACCUCAGUCCCACCUCAGUCCCACCCCUCAGUCCCACCUCAGUCCCACACCUCAGUCCCACCUCAGUCCCACACCUCAGUCCCACCUCAGUCCCACCUCAGUCCCACACCUCAGUCCCACCUCAGUCCCACCCCUCAGUCCCACCUCAGUCCCACCCCUCAGUCCCACCCCUCAGUCCCACCCCUCAGUCCCACCCCUCAGUCCCACCUCAGUCCCACCUCAGUCCCACCCCUCAGUCCCACCUCAGUCCCACCCCUCAGUCCCACCCCUCAGUCCCACCUCAGUCCCACCUCAGUCCCACCUCAGUCCCACCUCAGUCCCACCUCAGUCCCACCUCAGUCCCACCUCAGUCCCACACCUCAGUCCCACACCUCAGUCCCACCUCAGUCCCACCUCAGUCCCACCUCAGUCCCACCCCUCAGUCCCACCCCUCAGUCCCACCCCUCAGUCCCACCUCAGUCCCACCUCAGUCCCACCUCAGUCCCACCUCAGUCCCACCUCAGUCCCACCUCAGUCCCACCUCAGUCCCACACCUCAGUCCCACCUCAAUCCCACCUCAAUCCCACACCUCAGUCCCACCUCAGUCCCACCUCAGUCCCACACCUCAGUCCCACACCUCAGUCCCACCUCAGUCCCACCUCAGUCCCACCUCAGUCCCACCUCAGUCCCACCUCAGUCCCACACCUCAGUCCCACACCUCAGUCCCACCUCAGUCCCACCUCAGUCCCACCUCAGUCCCACCUCAGUCCCACCUCAGUCCCACCUCAGUCCCACCCCUCAGUCCCACCCCUCAGUCCCACCUCAGUCCCACCUCAGUCCCACCUCAGUCCCACCUCAGUCCCACCUCAGUCCCACACCUCAGUCCCACCUCAGUCCCACCUCAGUCCCACCUCAAUCCCACACCUCAGUCCCACCUCAGUCCCACCUCAGUCCCCACACCUCAGUCCCACACCUCAGUCCCACACCUCAGUCCCACCUCAGUCCCACCUCAGUCCCACCUCAGUCCCACCUCAGUCCCACCUCAGUCCCACACUCAGUCCCACCUCAGUCCCACCUCAGUCCCACCUCAGUCCCACCUCAGUCCCACCUCAGUCCCACCUCAGUCCCACCUCAGUCCCACACCUCAGUCCCACACCUCAGUCCCACACCUCAGUCCCACACCUCAGUCCCACACCUCAGUCCCACCUCAGUCCCACCUCAGUCCCACCUCAGUCCCACACCUCAGUCCCACCUCAGUCCCACCUCAGUCCCACCUCAGUCCCACCUCAAUCCCACACCUCAGUCCCACCUCAGUCCCACACCUCAGUCCCACCUCAGUCCCACCUCAGUCCCACCCCUCAGUCCCACCCCUCAGUCCCACCUCAGUCCCACCUCAGUCCCACCUCAGUCCCACACCUCAGUCCCACCUCAGUCCCACCUCAGUCCCACCCCUCAGUCCCACCCCUCAGUCCCACCCUCAGUCCCACCUCAGUCCCACCUCAGUCCCACCUCAGUCCCCCCUCAGUCCCCCUCAGUCCCACCUCAGUCCCACCUCAGUCCCACCUCAGUCCCACACCUCAGUCCCACACCUCAGUCCCACACCUCAGUCCCACACCUCAGUCCCACACCUCAGUCCCACCUCAGUCCCACCUCAGUCCCACCUCAGUCCCACCUCAGUCCCACCUCAGUCCCACCUCAGUCCCACCUCAGUCCCACCUCAGUCCCACCUCAGUCCCACCUCAGUCCCACCUCAGUCCCACACCUCAGUCCCACACCUCAGUCCCACCUCAGUCCCACCUCAGUCCCACCUCAGUCCCACCUCAGUCCCACACCUCAGUCCCACACCUCAGUCCCACCUCAGUCCCACCUCAGUCCCACACCUCAGUCCCACCUCAGUCCCACCUCAGUCCCACCUCAGUCCCACACCUCAGUCCCACCCCUCACAGUCCCACACCUCAGUCCCACCUCAGUCCCACCUCAGUCCCACCUCAGUCCCACCUCAGUCCCACCUCAGUCCCACACCUCAGUCCCACCUCAGUCCCACCUCAGUCCCACCUCAGUCCCACCUCAGUCCCACCUCAGUCCCACCUCAGUCCCACCUCAGUCCCACACCUCAGUCCCACACCUCAGUCCCACACCUCAGUCCCACACCUCAGUCCCACCUCAGUCCCACCUCAGUCCCACCUCAGUCCCACCUCAGUCCCACCUCAGUCCCACCUCAGUCCCACCUCAGUCCCACCUCAGUCCCACCUCAGUCCCACCUCAGUCCCACCUCAGUCCCACACACCUCAGUCCCACACCUCAGUCCCACCUCAGUCCCACCUCAGUCCCACCUCAGUCCCACCUCAGUCCCACCUCAGUCCCACACCUCAGUCCCACACCUCAGUCCCACCUCAGUCCCACCUCAGUCCCACCUCAGUCCCACCUCAGUCCCACCUCAGUCCCACCUCAGUCCCACACCUCAGUCCCACCUCAGUCCCACCUCAGUCCCACCUCAGUCCCACCUCAGUCCCACCCCUCAGUCCCACCCCUCAGUCCCACCUCAGUCCCACCUCAGUCCCACCUCAGUCCCACCUCAGUCCCACACCUCAGUCCCACCUCAGUCCCACCUCAGUCCCACCCCUCAGUCCCACCUCAGUCCCACCCCUCAGUCCCACCCCUCAGUCCCACCUCAGUCCCACCUCAGUCCCACCUCAGUCCCACCUCAGUCCCACCUCAGUCCCACCUCAGUCCCACCUCAGUCCCACACCUCAGUCCCACCUCAGUCCCACCUCAGUCCCACCUCAGUCCCACACCUCAGUCCCACACCUCAGUCCCACCUCAGUCCCACCUCAGUCCCACACCUCAGUCCCACCUCAGUCCCACCGCAGUCCCACCUCAGUCCCACCUCAGUCCCACCUCAGUCCCACCUCAGUCCCACCUCAGUCCCACCUCAGUCCCACCCCUCAGUCCCACCCCUCAGUCCCACCUCAGUCCCACCUCAGUCCCACACCUCAGUCCCACCUCAGUCCCACACCUCAGUCCCACCUCAGUCCCACACCUCAGUCCCACCUCAGUCCCACACCUCAGUCCCACCUCAGUCCCACCUCAGUCCCACCUCAGUCCCACCUCAGUCCCACCUCAGUCCCACCUCAGUCCCACCUCAGUCCCACCUCAGUCCCACCUCAGUCCCACCUCAGUCCCACCUCAGUCCCACCUCAGUCCCACCUCAGUCCCACCUCAGUCCCACCUCAGUCCCACACCUCAGUCCCACCUCAGUCCCACCUCAGUCCCACCUCAGUCCCACCUCAGUCCCACCUCAGUCCCACCUCAGUCCCACCUCAGUCCCACCCCUCAGUCCCACCCCUCAGUCCCACCUCAGUCCCACCUCAGUCCCACACCUCAGUCCCACCUCAGUCCCACACCUCAGUCCCACCUCAGUCCCACACCUCAGUCCCACCUCAGUCCCACCUCAGUCCACACCUCAGUCCCACCUCAGUCCCACCUCAGUCCCACCUCAGUCCCACCUCAGUCCCACCUCAGUCCCACCUCAGUCCCACCUCAGUCCCACCUCAGUCCCACCUCAGUCCCACCUCAGUCCCACCUCAGUCCCACCUCAGUCCCACACCUCAGUCCCACCUCAGUCCCACCUCAGUCCCACCUCAGUCCCACCUCAGUCCCACCUCAGUCCCACCUCAGUCCCACCUCAGUCCCACACCUCAGUCCCACCUCAGUCCCACCUCAGUCCCACCUCAGUCCCACCUCAGUCCCACUCAGUCCCAGUCCCACCUCAGUCCCACCUCAGUCCCACCUCAGUCCCACCUCAGUCCCACCUCAGUCCCACCUCAGUCCCACCUCAGUCCCACCUCAGUCCCACCUCAGUCCCACCCUCAGUCCCACCUCAGUCCCACCUCAGUCCCACCCUCAGUCCCACCUCAGUCCCACCUCAGUCCCACCUCAGUCCCACCUCAGUCCCACCUCAGUCCCACCUCAGUCCCACCUCAGUCCCACCUCAGUCCCACCUCAGUCCCACCUCAGUCCCACCUCAGUCCCACCUCAGUCCCACCUCAGUCCCACCUCAGUCCCACCUCAGUCCCACCUCAGUCCCACCUCAGUCCCACCUCAGUCCCACCUCAGUCCCACCUCAGUCCCACACCUCAGUCCCACACCUCAGUCCCACCUCAGUCCCACACUCAGUCCACCUCAGUCCCACCUCAGUCCCACCUCAGUCCCACCUCAGUCCCACCUCAGUCCCACCUCAGUCCCACCUCAGUCCCACCUCAGUCCCACCUCAGUCCCACCUCAGUCCCCACCUCAGUCCCACCUCAGUCCCACCUCAGUCCCACCUCAGUCCCACCUCAGUCCCACCUCAGUCCCACUCAGUCCCACCUCAGUCCCACCUCAGUCCCACUCAGUCCCACCCUCAGUCCCACCUCAGUCCCACCUCAGUCCCACCUCAGUCCCACCUCAGUCCCACCUCAGUCCCACCUCAGUCCCACCUCAGUCCCACCUCAGUCCCACCUCAGUCCCACCUCAGUCCCACCUCAGUCCCACCUCAGUCCCACCUCAGUCCCACCUCAGUCCCACCUCAGUCCCACCUCAGUCCCACCUCAGUCCCACCUCAGUCCCACCUCAGUCCCACCUCAGUCCCACCUCAGUCCCACCUCAGUCCCACCUCAGUCCCACCCCUCAGUCCCCCCCUCAGUCCCACCUCAGUCCCACCUCAGUCCCACCUCAGUCCCACCUCAGUCCCACACCUCAGUCCCACCUCAGUCCCACCUCAGUCCCACCUCAGUCCCACCCCUCAGUCCCACCCCUCAGUCCCACCCUCAGUCCCACCUCAGUCCCACCUCAGUCCCACCCCUCAGUCCCACCCUCAGUCCCACCCUCAGUCCCACCUCAGUCCCACCUCAGUCCCACCUCAGUCCCACCUCAGUCCCACCUCAGUCCCACCUCAGUCCCACCUCAGUCCCACCUCAGUCCCACCUCAGUCCCACCUCAGUCCCACCUCAGUCCCACCUCAGUCCCACCUCAGUCCCACCUCAGUCCCACCUCAGUCCCACCUCAGUCCCACCUCAGUCCCACCUCAGUCCCACCUCAGUCCCACCUCAGUCCCACCUCAGUCCCACCUCAGUCCCACCUCAGUCCCACCCUCAGUCCCACCCUCAGUCCCACCCUCAGUCCCACCUCAGUCCCACCCUCAGUCCCACCUCAGUCCCACACCUCAGUCCCACCUCAGUCCCACUCAGUCCCACCACCCACUCAGUCCCACCUCAGUCCCACACCUCAGUCCCACCUCAGUCCCACCUCAGUCCCACACCUCAGUCCCACCUCAGUCCCACCUCAGUCCCACCUCAGUCCCACCUCAGUCCCACCUCAGUCCCACCUCAGUCCCACCUCAGUCCCACCUCAGUCCCACCUCAGUCCCACCUCAGUCCCACCUCAGUCCCACCUCAGUCCCACCUCAGUCCCACCUCAGUCCCACCUCAGUCCCACCUCAGUCCCACCUCAGUCCCACCUCAGUCCCACCCCAGUCCCACCUCAGUCCCACCUCAGUCCCAUGA
Knipowitschia caucasica is the source of this 6696-nucleotide messenger RNA. NCBI's taxonomy places the organism in Eukaryota, Metazoa, Chordata, Actinopteri, Gobiiformes, Gobiidae. The record is from the annotation of a GenBank genome assembly.